Messenger RNA from Cyclocybe aegerita, 1026 nucleotides. NCBI's taxonomy places the organism in Eukaryota, Fungi, Basidiomycota, Agaricomycetes, Agaricales, Hemipholiotaceae. The record is from the annotation of a GenBank genome assembly.
AUGGGAACACAGAAUCGCCCCACAGCGCCAAGACGCGCCAAGACAGUUCUGUUAGUUGCAUGUGGCACAUCACGUGCAUCACGCGACAAUGAACUCCACAUAACAUCGGCCCGAUACAAGGCUCUCGAGAUGUUGAAGAAGAUAGCAUCCCUAGUCAAGCCGAUAAUGCGCAAGCAUGGAUGGGUCCUCCCUGUUCUCUCAGAAUUCUUCCCAGACCAGCAGAAUUUGCUCGGGCUUAAUGUGAACAUGGGACAGAAUAUUCUGGUCAGAUUGAGACCUGCCCAUUCCCCAGACUGGUUUCUUCCUCUUGAAGAGGUGGUCCAGACGAUGCUUCACGAACUUACACACAAUGUUCACGGACCCCACGACGACAAGUUCUACAAGUUUCUCGCGGGCCUACAGGAUGAAUAUGACGCUCUGCAGCGCUCAGGGUAUGCAGGCGAGGGAUUCUAUUCUGAGGGCAGGCGUCUCGGAAUCAGUGUCUCCCAUAAUGUUCCCCAGCACAUGGCGCGAUCCAAAGCACUUGAAGCAGCCGAGAAACGCCUACAGACUUCUCGGGUGUUAGGGAGUGGAGGGAGACUUGGAGGAGCAACAAGAAAUUCAAACUUGAGUCCGAGGGAAUUGGCCGCACGAGCCGCCGAGCAAAGGUUACGCGACGAAAAGUCGUGUGCAUCUGGCGCUGUUGCUCGACGUGAAGCGGAGAAGGCCGCACAGGAGAGCGUAGAGAGUAAGGUCAUUGACCUGACUUUGGACGACGACGACGACUAUCCCGUAGUGGGGUCGGACGAUGAUAUCGUCAUUGUAAAGGAUGUGCAUCCGAAGCAGGGUGUUUCGGCCAACUCUUCGAGGGUGAAGUCACAAAUCCCCAAAACACUGUCAAGUGGACCCGUCCGGUCGUUGAAACCACAAAAUCAAUCUACAUCGAAAUCAUCCAACAAGUCCGACGAUCUCAGGUCAAAGCCGUAUCCGGUUCGACCAAAACAGCCACAUCCUACGAAGUCUAUGCGACGCUUGCGGGAUGCGUAA